Messenger RNA from Cadophora gregata, 1413 nucleotides. RefSeq lists its product as uncharacterized. The transcript has 2 exons. The record is from RefSeq and is a predicted model, not a curated record. Lineage: Eukaryota; Fungi; Ascomycota; Leotiomycetes; Helotiales; Ploettnerulaceae. Bases 1 to 1413 code for a protein of 470 amino acids. Gene Ontology annotation, molecular function: protein binding.
AUGGUCAUCAUCUCGGAUCUCCCUUGCGAGCUUCGCGAUGAGACCUUGCUUCAAGCAGUCUUAGCCCGCGGUGUGAGGUUAGGCUUGAGGCUCAGACUCGUGAAUAAGCAAUGGGCCGUUGAUGUAAAGCGAGUUCUGUUCAGGUCUCGCCUCCUUGACGAAACAAAGUGUGAGGAAAAAACAUUCCUGAAGGCGUAUUUCGUCUGGCAAAUAUUUUCGGACCAAAAGCAUACAAUCCCUCCAUUACGCACCAUUCGACGUAUCGCGGAGAUCUUAUGCGAAGACACUCAACGGCCAGACGAUGCUGCCGUUCGGCGUUGUGUGGAGUCACUAUGCUCCCUGACGAUAAUUGAAGGUCGUCAAGUGCAGCAUGGCGAUUGGGCUCGAGUUACGGAAGAUGAUAAAAACUUUGAUUACCACCUUCUGGUUGCUGCAGCUUACGUGAACCACCUGCCUUUGCUCAGGACUUUGCUCCCUAAGGUUGGCUUUAGAUUGGAUGGGAGCUCCCUAUUUGGUCACCCUGCUCAGGCAGCUGCCCUCCACGCCAACAACGAGGCAUUGGAGCUGAUUUUGAGCACCGAUUGGAAGAAGACCAGCACCUGUGCAUUCCGUGGUGCAACAGCCUAUGCGCACUUUGACACUUUGGACUUUUUGUUGGAACCUCGAUGGAAAUUUGGUAAUGGGCUGAACACCCGUUUCAUCAAUUGUAUUUGGCAGGGUCUCCAGAAAACGAGCAGCGUAGCAAUGUUUACACGGGCUUUCCCUCUACUGGGUGACUAUGAAGCAGACACUCCUGGAAAACGCCUCGGAUUUUUCCUCAGAUGGGCAGCAACAUUCGGUCACACGAUGUUAGCUUUGCAUCUCUUUCACCUGGGUGCACAAGCUUCUGGUCAUCAGGCUUUGACAUUCGAGGAUUUCAAUCCGCUGUGGGCUGCCUGCAAGUACGCCGACGAAACUGUGGUCCGCCUCCUCCUUCGCAAAGGUGCGAAUCCGAAUGUACCUUACGACUACCCACAGUCAAGUCCUCUUCAAAUUGCAACACGUCGUGGCCGUUUUGGAAUCGUCCGAGCACUGUUGGAAUACGGGGCAGAUAUACACAAGUCUUCUGCGGAUGGCCCUCAAGCCAUUGUAUCUGCCAUUGAACUUGAGCACAUGGCUAUUUUCCGCUUGCUACUUCAAUACGGUGCUACUUGGAACCCACGCAGUACCCGCAUUGCAUUUGGUAGGGUGGCUAAGGCAGGAUUGAACUCAAUGGCCACGAUACUGCUCCAAGAGGGGUUGCUGCCAACUUGCGACUCCGUUACCAUAGCACUAGAAAACGCGAAUCAUGAAGUGGCGCGAAUUCUAUCCGCAGCUCUGUCUGAAGCAAAGUUCGAUAGUUUCAGGCUUUGGGACGUGAACUGGAUCAAUUAG